Pocillopora damicornis (cauliflower coral) is the source of this 3246-nucleotide messenger RNA. Its product is annotated as peroxisomal acyl-coenzyme A oxidase 3. The record is from RefSeq and is a predicted model, not a curated record. NCBI's taxonomy places the organism in Eukaryota, Metazoa, Cnidaria, Anthozoa, Scleractinia, Pocilloporidae. Gene Ontology annotation, molecular function: FAD binding; pristanoyl-CoA oxidase activity; fatty acid binding. Gene Ontology annotation, biological process: lipid homeostasis; fatty acid beta-oxidation using acyl-CoA oxidase. Gene Ontology annotation, cellular component: peroxisome.
CCUUGGAUGACCUUCUAGUUGUACGGCCAUCUUGAGAUCGAACAACCUGUCACCUCAAAAAUAAGACAUUGCACAAAGUCACGAUAAUCCAGAGAGGGGAGUCUGUUCCAAUCGUGCAGAACGGAAUUAUUUUACAUCAGAGUGCAUCAAGAUCUCGUUUAAAUGUCAGAGUUCUCGAUGAAACCUGUUUCGCACAGCGAAAACAAAGAUGAGGUCGUAGGACACUUUCCUCCAGGACCAUUGGAUAGUUAUCGAGAGCACGCUUCCUUCGACUGGUUUCAGAUGAAAGUGUUUUUAGAUGGGGGAGAAGAUGUAGUCAGAUUCCAGCACAAUAUGUGGAAAACUAUGGAGAAAGACUCGUUAUUUGACCGUGUCAACGAUUGGAAAUUGAGUAUGGACGAACGCAGGCGUGUAACAAUGAAACGAUGUAAGAGAAUUGCGGAGUACAAUUUUUUGACAGAAGAUGAUAUUAUGGCAGCACCACUCUUGGUUCAGGCAUUUGGUGACGCCUUAGGAAUAUACGACUGGAGUUUAUCAACAAAAUUCACUUUAAACACUACGAUGUUUGCUCGUCAAGUUAGAACAUCAAGCACACACGAACACAUCCAAGAGCUUGCAGAUAAAGCUAUGAGGUUUGAAGUCUUCGGUUGUUUUGCUCUGACUGAGUUAACACAUGGAAGCAAUACUAAGGGUGUUCAAACCACAGCUACUUACGAUCCAUCAUCACAGGAGUUUGUGGUCCAUACACCCAACUAUGAAGCUACAAAGUGUUGGGUGGGCAACCUGGGUAGAACUGCAACCCAUGCCAUAGUCUAUGCACAGCUUUACACCCCUGAUGGAGUCUGCCACGGACUCCACUCCUUUGUCAUUCAAGUACGAAACACCACAGAUCUCUUACCCAUGCCUGGGGUGACUGUAGGAGAUCUUGGAGAGAAACUGGGUCAAAAUGGACUAGAUAAUGGGUUUGUGUCUUUUAACCAUGUUCGUAUUCCACGGGAACACUUGCUGAACAGAACAGCUGAUGUGACACCUGCAGGGAAGUAUGUUACACCAUUUAAAGACCCAAACAAAAGAUUUGGUGCUGCACUGGGUGCUUUGUCUGGUGGGCGAGUUGGGAUAACAAGUAUGGCAGUGAUCAACUUGCGGCUGUGUAUGUCUAUUGCUAUUAGGUACUCUGCUGUUAGAAAACAGUUUGGUCCACCUGGAAAGGAUGAAAUUCCUGUGUUAGAAUAUCAAAUGCAGCAAUGGAGACUGAUUCCCAAGUUAGCAGCAACAUAUGCUUUAGCUUAUUUUGCAAGGACCUUCUUUAUGAAUUUUGUUGAGCUACAAGUUGGUAUGAUGAUGGGAGAAUCAGGUGAAAUACAAGCUGCUUUAGGACGUGAGAUCCAUGCCUUGUCAUCUGCUAGCAAACCUCUGGCCAGUUGGAUUGCACAAAGUACUAUUCAGGAAUGUCGUGAGGCCUGUGGUGGCCAUGGUUACCUUGCAAUCAACAGGUUAGGUGAAUUAAGAAAUGAUAAUGACCCCAACUGCACUUAUGAAGGAGAUAAUAACAUGCUUCUGUGGCAGACAAGUAGUUAUCUCUUAUCUCAGCUGGAUGCUAAACAGAAAGGUUCCCAUAUUUCCAGUCCCCUUCACACAGCUGACUUCAUAAAUGACAUUGAACAAAUCAUGACACAUCAAUUCCAUGCAAGCACAGAGCAAGAAUGUAGAAACCCUGAUUUUCUUGUUGGAGCAUACCAAUGGCUUGUUUGUUACCUACUAAAAGAGAGUGCCCAGAAGUUUAAGCAAGAGCUUACAAGUGGAAAGGACUCCUUUGCAGCUAAGAAUGACAGCCAAGUAUUUUACUGUAGGUCAUUGGCACUUGCUUUCAUUGAGUGUACAAUUUUGAAGAGAUUCAAGGAAGCAAUUUUCAAUGAGGAUGAAAUUCCACAAGCUCUUAAACCAGUUCUUCUCAGACUUUGUUCACUAUAUGGCUUGUCCUCUCUAGAGACACAUCUCACUACUCUAUACCAAGGUGGCUUUUGUUGCUCAGUGAAUGAUGCCAGAAUUGUGAGAGCAGCCAUACUUACUCUUUGUUGUGAGUUGAAGAACGAAGCUGUAGCCCUGGUGGAUGCCUUAGCCCCACCGGAUUUUAUUCUUAACUCACCCAUUGGUCACAGUAAUGGAAAGGCUCAUGAAAACUUGCAUGCUGCGAUUAUGCAAAAACCAGAGAACAAGGAACGAAUUACAUGGUGGAAGGAGUGUCGUCAACUUCCCAUUAUCAGAGAUCGUAGCAAGUUAUGAUUGAAAACGCCGCCGGAAACAUUUCUCACGGAUGGUCUCUCCUCUUGAUAAGAGAAAGUCAAUGUCUAGUUAACGUGUUUUGUAGGAAGGAGUUUCAAGUUGAGGAUUUUUUAGGUGGUUUUAUGCUUGCAGUUAAUCACUUCGAUGGGGUGACUUAAGGAGCCUCCUCAUAUAACGCCCUGAUUUCCUUCCAGUUAAACGUGACGUUCACGUCGUUUUCACUCCUCAAAAUUUAAAGCGAGGAAAAGAAAGUUUCAGAGAAACUUAUCAGAGAUUAAAUUGAAAGUGACUUAACUACUAAAAUGCUCCUUCGGGUUGAUACAUUUGUAUGUUAUUCAAUAGGUUAUCAAAAUGUUGAGUCGCCCUGUGUAAAAAACGAUUCAACUGGUGCUGAAAACACUGCAAAAAUGUUUCAUGGUAUGCUAUCGUAGGGUAUGUUUUAACUUUUUUUUCUUAAACCUCCGAAAAGUUCGUUCCAAGAUUACUGUGGCCGCUUGACUUUCUAACGAGGUUUGUGAGCUGGUUAAUGCCCUUUAGAACUUUAUCUUCGUGAACUUAGCAUAUGUAAUCUUUUUUUGAUACCCUCAAAACCCUUCAAAUCUGAUGAUCUGAUUUGUAUUUCUCCUUUCUAGCUGCCAUUCAUUUUCUUGUUAAUUAUUUAAGAGAAAAUGUCAGUUUUGCCAGUGGAAAUGACAUAUUGAUCACUUCUGCGAUACAAAGGGUCCAAUAGUAAUUGCAAGCUAGUUAAAAGUUUUGCUGCGUUUGAGAAUAAUUUGGGUUGAAACCCUUUAAAGCCUCCGCUCAUAUCUGUUGAACGCCCUAAGUAAAUUUACCAAAUCGGAAGAUUAUUUAUAAACUAGAUUUGAUAACGUUUUCCAUAUAUAGUUAUUUACGUACUUUACUGAACUUUUCACGGACAACAAGGGUACACAAGAUUAAAGAAAUGAGUCAAGAAUCAAAUCA